UCCGGCCUCUGGCAGUGGCCGCAGCCAUGCUGUACUCACUGUUCUUAGUGGCAUCACUGUCCCUGCUGGUGAUGCCUGUCCCUAGCCAUGCCUGGUCACGGCCCCUCUGGUACCAAGUGGGGCUGGACUUGCAGCCCUGGGGCUGUCAGCCAAACAGCCUGGAUAGCUGCAGGAGCAGCCUCGGCUGCCCUGGUUACUGGAUGGCCCUGGGAGGGAACCGCGUCUACCCCGUGGCUGGGAUCACAAUCACCACCACCAUGAUGCUGGUCGUCUCCCGUGUGAUGUUGUACCGGUGGCGUUGUCGGGUCGCCAAGGGUCAGCUCCCACAGGUGACCUCCAGCUCCUGCAAACACUGGAAACGACAGGCAGUGGUCUCAGACCGCACCCUGGUCCUUAGGGUCCUUCACAUGCUGGAUGCCAUCCUGGUCCACAUUGAGGGCCACCUGCAGCGCCUGGCUUCCCAGCAACAAAUGCAAAUAAAAGGGACUCCCACUCAGUCUGGGUGACCCAAUACAG
Peromyscus maniculatus bairdii (prairie deer mouse) is the source of this 516-nucleotide messenger RNA. It is a transcript of the gene Tmem89, whose product is annotated as transmembrane protein 89. NCBI's taxonomy places the organism in Eukaryota, Metazoa, Chordata, Mammalia, Rodentia, Cricetidae. The record is from RefSeq and is a predicted model, not a curated record.